This is a messenger RNA of Heterotrigona itama, 1953 nucleotides long. Lineage: Eukaryota; Metazoa; Arthropoda; Insecta; Hymenoptera; Apidae. The record is from the annotation of a GenBank genome assembly.
AUGACUAACGUAACUGUUCGAGGUAUGUACGUACGUUACAUACGUUGCUGGCUGGUAAGUAUCAAGAUUUUUAUUUGAAUGAAUUUCACAAAUUACGUGUCAUUUGAUUUUAAGACCCAAUUUCAGGGUUGAUGUGCAGAAAGAAAUUCAUAACCUACAACACGUGUCCUGUCCAUAAUGUCGUUAAUUGACAACUAUUGUGCAAGAGGGCCGAAUUCCCUAGUGCCCGAAUUCCCUAGUGGAAUUAGCUGAAAGUAGUUACAAAUUAGAUUGAAAUCGACAGAUACGUAGGUACGUUCUGUUUUACCAUAUUAAAGAAGAAAUAAAAUAAUUUCCAGCCAUUGUGAAUGUUCGUGAUAAUGGCGCGCGGCGGACGAAGCGGCGACUUGGGCGUCCGUCAGCGACGAAAAACCGAAAGGUUCGCGGUUAAUCACGCUUAAUCGCGCGUCAUUUGAUCUAAUUGAGAUCGUGGGGACUCGAGGAUUUGGCCCUGACAUCUAUUACUACCACCAUCGCUGCUAUCUUCGGCCGGAGAGACGAGACCGACGUUGCACGGAACUGCAACUGCGCUCGGCAGCGCGGCCACAAGUCGUUGGAACGUUUAUUGUAGAGGAACUUGAUGCAUAUACCACGUCUCGUUGUGUGUGUAUACCCUCGGGCAAACCAGACGCGGCGUUCGUCUUCCCACGAACCCUUUGCUAUACGUACCAGUCUUGUUACUCGUUCCGGGAUCAGGAAACACUCCUAUUAAGGCCAUUUUACACGAAUGCGAGAAACCACGUUGUACAACCUGCACGAGAGUACAAUAUCUACGAACUUUGCUUUUACACAAUAUUCGUUCAUUCGUUUGAUAGCGAUUUCUUUUUUUUUUUUUUUUUGCAGCGCUGAGAUUAUUUUUAAUUCCCAGAAAGCGUUAUUAUGAGGUCAUUAACGAAGUAAUCACAAUGUUCCUUCAUUUCUGUGCAUUCUCAACUUCUUAUAAGAAAUAAAUAUUAACAACAUUACGGUACGUAUACAGUGACAUUCAAGUUGCAAAAUUUACAUAAUACCGAAAUUGGAUUUGAAAUUUGCAGAAUGAGAAAAAUUGUGAGAACAGGCUGGUAAACAGGUAGAUCUUCUUUAUGAUAGAAAUGUGAAAAAAAGCGGAGCUAAUUGGUCGGCGUGAAAAGCGAAAGAAAUAAGGUGAAAUAUAAAGACAGCGCGAGGAACGGCGCGAGGCGAACGAAGGCUAAUAAUUGAUUGUCAGUUUGAAGCAGAAACAGGAGUUCACCAACUCGCAGCAGCACCAACGUAAUUACAGCGUUUAAAGCUACCGAAUGCUUACUGAAUUCCGCAAAGAAUACCUCGCAGCUGAAAAGUUCACCACCUCGAUUUGCAAUAAAAUUUCUCUCUGUUAUUGUCGGCCGUCGGCCCAUCAAUUUCCCUCGAGUUGAACUCGAGGUUGAACCUCUCACGAUCGAUCGUCUCCAUGUUGAUACACGUUGCGCAAUCCAAGGAUCGAUUCAUUCCGAAUUGAGAUUUCUCUUGGCUGGAUCGUGCUUGAAAAUAUUCCGGGACGACGCGGCAAGUAAAUCGACUGGUCCGGAGUCUCGCGGGGCCCGAUUGGCCGGCACGAAUUCGUCAUCCGACGGGACUGAGAGGGGCCUCUCUCGACGCGACGAAGAGAAACGAGCAAAGGAGGAUGGCUCUCUCGUCUCUCGUCUCUCGUCUCUCGUUCCUCGAGAGCAGCAGACGGCCGAUCCUCGCGAUGAACCGAACGUCGCGUCGCCGCCCCGAGAGAGAAUAUAUCCGAUAUCUUUGGAAUGGGACAUAGGUCCGUACGACGUGGCCGCGGACAUGCCUGUACCUGUCUCCACGCAUCGAACUCUGCCUGCUCACCUGCAUUCCAUCAACUGGGGCCUAAGGGGGGACCUUUCAGGAUAUCCAGGACCGUAUCGCGUCGGUGGAUCGUGA